ACCCGGCACCCCGAUCCGCACCCCCACGGACUCCAGCCGCGGGGUCCACGUGGACCCUGGGCCGCGGCGGGACGGGAGCCAGUUCCCCGCGCGUGGGGGAGGGGGCGCUGCAAACCGGUUCCCCUUUUUCUGCAGCUCAAAGCCUGGGGAAGUGAUUGCUCAAAGGGGAGGGGGGGGCCGGAAGAACCCAGGUUUCCGCGUCUCCCGCCCCCCGCCCAGCCUGUUGGGGAGGGGCCGAGGCGGGACACCCUGUCCGUCCCCACCCCUGCCCCCUUGGAUCUGGCAGCCACUCACCCUGCGAGGCGCAGGGGAGGCACUGCGCCCCCGGCCCCAGCUGAUCUGGGGCUCCCGGCGCCGGCCUCCCUCCAGAACGCCGCAGGAGUACCUCCUGCCGUCUGACUUGAGUCCCGGCUGCUGCAGUGCACGCCCCUUCGGCAGCCAGGGUGGGGCCCAGAGGGAACCUGGCUUCUCCCGCCCCCACCUCGCCUUUGGGUCGAUGACUCUCAGGCUGUGGUGAGGGUCCCGGAGCCAGCACCACGGAGCCGGGGCGGCCUCCACCACCCACCCAUGCCCACCCCGCAUGAGACUGAGAAGCAGCACAUAGGGCCAGAGGAGGCAGACCAGCCCCCCUCGAUGUCCAGUCAUGACGCGGCCCCCCCGGCUGCCCCCAGCCGCAACCCCUGCUGCUUGUGCUGGUGUUGCUGUUGCGGCUGUUCCUGGAACGAAGAGCGGCGGCGAGCGUGGCGGGCCUCCCGGGAGAACAAGCUGCAGCCCCUCCCCAGCUGCGAGGCGUGCGCCACGCCAAGCCCGGAGGAGGUGCGGAGCUGGGCGCAGUCGUUCGACAAGCUGAUGCACAGCCCGGCGGGCCGAAGCGUGUUCCGGGAGUUCCUGCGCACCGAGUACAGCGAGGAGAACAUGCUCUUCUGGCUGGCCUGCGAGGAGCUCAAGGCCGAGGCCAACCAGCACGUGGUGGAUGAGAAAGCCAGGCUCAUCUAUGAGGACUACGUGUCCAUCCUGUCCCCCAAGGAGGUGAGCCUGGACUCCCGAGUGCGGGAAGGCAUUAACAAGAAGAUGCAGGAGCCUUCGGCGCACACAUUCGACGAUGCGCAGCUGCAGAUCUACACCCUCAUGCACCGGGACUCCUACCCGCGCUUCCUCAGCUCCCCCACCUACCGUGCCCUGCUGUUCCAGGGAAGCUCCCAGUCCUCCAACGAGGCCUAGGCUGCCCACCACAGCGGCACAGACGUGGGACCCCUCUGGUGGGCACAGACUCGGUUACCGGCACCAGUGUGCGUCCGCGGAUGUCCGGCACACCAGCGGGGCCCAGCACCCCUGAGGGCAGUCCCAGACAGGAGCCCCUCUCUACCCCGGGGACCUGGGACCCGGAGGUCCUGCUGAGGGGAGGCGAGAGGGCCUCUUGACAGCAGGCAGUCUCUCCCCAAAAAGCUCCCCACGGGGCUCCUGCGUGGGGAGAGGGAGACCUCCCACGGGGUCUGGUGGACCCACCGGCCUCACUUAGGCCUCCUCCCCAAGCAGCCAGGGACCUUGAGAAAUGCCUUUGGUGGGCAGUAGAGCCUCUGUGUGUCUAGUUGUGACAGGAGGAGACAGACCCUCUAAUUCAAGCUGUCUGCGCCCGGAUCAGACCCAGAACCUCAGAACUAGGCUCAAGGCAACAGGAGCCAGUUUCUUUUUUAUAUUUCCAUUAAUUUUAAACCUGGAAACAUGUCCUUACUGUAUUUUAUCAAAAAAAUGAAAAAGAUGUUUUCAUAUUUAUCUCCAUUCCUUCUCCAUCCAAAAUAGGAUCUUUUAUUGAAGAUAUUUUUAAAGCAAAA
Molecule: messenger RNA, 1832 nt
Organism: Panthera uncia (snow leopard)
Lineage: Eukaryota; Metazoa; Chordata; Mammalia; Carnivora; Felidae
Gene: RGS19
Product: regulator of G protein signaling 19
Exons: 6
Coding region: 568-1221 (217 amino acids)
Source: RefSeq, a predicted model, not a curated record